AUGGAGUACACCGCGUCACCCAAACCCCAGCUCUCCUCCCGUGCGAAUGCCUUCUCCAUCGCAGCGCUCAUGUCAAGCGGAAACCCCAAAGAGAAAGAAAGUCCCGAGAACACUCUCAAGCCUCUGGAGAAAUUCGUGGAGAAAUCAUCUUGUCCUCAGCCUCUGAGUGAUUUGCCAAAUGUGGACACCCAAGGGGAUUUCAGCAGCAAUAGCAGCCCUUCCUCUCUCUGCACAGAACCACUAAUCCCCACCACCUCAGUUAUCCCUAGUGAGGAGAUGGCUAAGAUCUCCUGCAAUUUGGAAACCAAAGAGCUUUGGGACAAAUUCCAUGAACUAGGGACUGAGAUGAUAAUCACAAAAUCAGGAAGAAGAAUGUUUCCAACCAUUAGGGUUUCCUUUUCUGGUGUGGAUCCAGAAGCCAAGUUCAUUGUGCUCAUGGAUAUAGUUCCAGUGGACAAUAAGAGAUACAGAUAUGCCUACCAUAGAUCUUCCUGGCUGGUUGCUGGCAAAGCAGACCCCCCUCUGCCUGCAAGGCUAUAUGUGCAUCCAGAUUCUCCAUUUACUGGGGAACAAUUGCUGAAGCAGAUGAUAUCCUUUGAAAAAGUGAAACUCACAAACAAUGAGCUGGAUCAGCAUGGUCAUAUAAUUUUGAAUUCAAUGCACAAAUAUCAACCUAGAGUGCAUAUCAUCAAAAAGAAGGAUCACACAGCCUCCUUGCUUAAUUUGAAAUCUGAAGAAUUCAGGACAUUUAUAUUCCCAGAGACAGUGUUUACAGCUGUCACUGCCUACCAAAACCAACUGAUAACCAAGCUGAAAAUUGACAGCAACCCAUUUGCUAAAGGAUUCAGGGAUUCUUCCAGACUCACAGAUAUUGAGAGGUAA
Thamnophis sirtalis is the source of this 882-nucleotide messenger RNA. NCBI's taxonomy places the organism in Eukaryota, Metazoa, Chordata, Lepidosauria, Squamata, Natricidae. The record is from RefSeq and is a predicted model, not a curated record.